AUGGAGAACUUCCCAGUGAUCAACUUGGAGAAUCUCAAUGGAGAGGAGAGGAAGGCUACCCUGGAGCAGAUUGAAAAUGCUUGCCAGAACUGGGGAUUCUUUGAGUUGGUGAAUCAUGGAAUACCCCAUGAACUUUUGGAUAGGGUGGAAAGGUUAACAAAAGAGCAUUAUAGGCAAUGCAUGGAGAAGAGGUUCAAUGAGGCAGUGGCAAACAAGGGUUUGGAGGGUGUCCAAGCUGAACUAAAGGACAUGGACUGGGAGAGCACCUUCUUCUUGCGCCAUCUACCAACCUCCACCAUCUCUGAAAUCCCUGAUCUCAUCCAAGAGUACAGAGAAAUUGGAGAAGCUAUAGCAGAGGAGUUGCUAGACCUGCUGUGUGAAAAUCUUGGAUUAGAAAAGGGGUACUUGAAGAAGGCAUUUUAUGGAUCAAGAGGUCCUAAUUUUGGGACAAAGGUAGCAAACUACCCAGCGUGCCCAAAGCCAGAAUUGGUGAAGGGUCUUCGUGCCCAUACAGAUGCGGGUGGGAUUAUCCUUCUCUUGCAAGAUGACAAGGUCAGUGGCCUUCAGCUUCUCAAAGAUGGGCAAUGGGUGGAUGUGCCUCCAAUGCGCCAUUCCAUUGUUGUUAACCUUGGUGACCAACUUGAGGUUAUUACCAACGGGAAGUACAAGAAUGUGGAGCAUCGUGUGACUUCUCGAUGUGACGAGAAUGUCUGUGGCCUCAUUCUACAACCCUGGCAGUGA
This is a messenger RNA of Sphenostylis stenocarpa, 741 nucleotides long. Lineage: Eukaryota; Viridiplantae; Streptophyta; Magnoliopsida; Fabales; Fabaceae. The record is from the annotation of a GenBank genome assembly.